Photinus pyralis (common eastern firefly) is the source of this 1806-nucleotide messenger RNA. RefSeq lists its product as uncharacterized. Lineage: Eukaryota; Metazoa; Arthropoda; Insecta; Coleoptera; Lampyridae. The record is from RefSeq and is a predicted model, not a curated record. The transcript has 10 exons. Gene Ontology annotation, molecular function: oxidoreductase activity, acting on the CH-OH group of donors, NAD or NADP as acceptor. The coding region runs from base 105 to 1736 and encodes 543 amino acids. Gene Ontology annotation, cellular component: cytoplasm.
GCGGAAUGCUAUUGAUAACCUUUAAAUUAUAUUGACACAAUAACCUCAGAUUCAGCAGUAUCCAAAUUAUCUCAUACGAUUUAGUGUAUCUAGUAUAUGACAAAAUGUCCAUGUUGAAGGGAAAAUACGCUUUGGUCACUGGUGGGGCUCAAGGAAUCGGCCUCGCUUGCGUUAAGGAACUUCUUGUCAACGGAAUUGAGGGCGUGACAUUGGUGGAUAUUAACGAGGUUAGGGGAGAGGAAUCUACUGCAUUACUCAAAAAGGAAUUUGGAACGGAAAAGCUUAUUUUCGUAGCUGCUGACGUUUCCAAAAAGGAUCAAGUUGAAGGUGCGUUCAAAAAAUCAAUCGAGCAUUGGAAACACCUCGAUGUAGUAAUCAACAAUGCGGGACUUCUGGGAGAACAAGAUUGGAAACCUACCCUUUCGACGAAUUGCGAUGGAAUGCUCCAUGGCACGCUGUUUGGACUUGAAUACAUGAGCACAAAGCAAAAUGGUCGAGGUGGAGUGAUUGUGAAUAUGGGUUCAAUUAACGGCGUGUAUCCGAAUGCUACCCUUCCAGUGUAUUCGGCGACAAAGGCCUUUACGGUCAUGCUGGGACGUUGCUUCGGUGACCCCAUCUACUACGAUCACAACGGCGUAAAAGUUCUCACUAUUUGCCCGGGGAGAACCAUCACUGAGAUGGUUCAUAAUGCGCCUAAUUUAAUUGCGAGCAAAAGUCUCUGUCCGAAUAUUCAAACGGUUUUUCAAAACCGCCUAAUGAAUCUAAAACCUCAAACACCCGAAGAGCUUGCGAAACAGAUUUUGGAGGUUAUGAUUAGAGGAGGGAGUGGAACCGCAUGGGUUAUCGCUGGGAACGAAGCCACGCAGCACAAUAACCUCAGAUUCAGCAGUAUCCAAAUUAUCUCAUACGAUUUAGUGUAUCUAGUAUAUGACAAAAUGUCCAUGUUGAAGGGAAAAUACGCUUUGGUCACUGGUGGCGCUCAAGGAAUCGGCCUCGCUUGCGUUAAGGAACUUCUUGUCAACGGAAUUGAGGGCGUGACAUUGGUGGAUAUUAACGAGGUUAGGGGAGAGGAAUCUACUGCAUUACUCAAAAAGGAAUUUGGAACGCAAAAGGUUAUUUUUGUAGCUGCUGACGUUUCCAAAAAGGAUCAAGUUGAAGAUGCCUUCAAAAAGUCAGCGGAGCACUGGAAACGCCUGGAUAUAGUAAUAAACAAUGCGGGAACUCUGGCAGAACAAGAUUGGGAGUCUACCCUCUCGACGAACUGCGGAGGAGUGCUCCAUGGAACGUUAGCUGGCCUCGAAUAUAUGAGCAAAAAGCAAAAUGGCCGAGGCGGAAUCGUUGUGAAUAUGGGUUCAAUCGCCGGCGUGCAUCCGGAGAUCGCCAUGCCAGUGUAUUCGGCGUCGAAAGCCUUUACGGUCAUGCUGGGACGUUGUUUCGGUGACCCCAUCUACUACGACCACAACGGCGUAACAGUUCUCACAAUUUGCCCGGGAAAAACGUUCACCGAGCUUCAGAGUAAUUCGCCCAAUUUAAUAGCGAGCGAGCGUCUCUGUCCGAUCAUUAAAGAGUUUUAUCGCACCUGUGAUGCGGCUUUCAUUUCUCAGACACCUGAAGAGCUUGCCAAGCUGAUCUUAGAGGUUAUGGUUAGAGGAAAUAGCGGAACCGUAUGGAUUAUCGCUGGAAACGAGGCCACGCAGGUUGAUUUUUCGGCAACGGAUCGUCAGGGAAACGUCUAAGAAAAUAUAAUUUUGUUUGUGAUACUAUGCUAUGUCGUUCAUAGAUUAAAUAAAAGGUAGAUUACCUAAA